This is a messenger RNA of Exophiala dermatitidis NIH/UT8656, 1192 nucleotides long. RefSeq lists its product as uncharacterized. Bases 639 to 968 code for a protein of 109 amino acids. The transcript has a single exon. The record is from RefSeq and is a predicted model, not a curated record. Lineage: Eukaryota; Fungi; Ascomycota; Eurotiomycetes; Chaetothyriales; Herpotrichiellaceae.
GGCUUUUUGGCGGUGACCGUUUGGGAUGGUUGCAACCAUGCACACUGACGUGUGUGAAACAUUUUGCAUGUGCACGUACCGAGAAGGAACUACACUUCCACCUUACAACGUUGUAGAUGUCUCGGUGUUGGAAAUCCUCCAGAAACCAUCAUGCGCCGAGAACUCCAGUAGUGGGUUGCCAGAUGCUGUGCUGCUGUCCUCUCUGUGUUGUUUCAAACCCAUCGGGUAGUGACAUGUCCACACGGUUGCUCAACCCGCGCACGAUGCCUCUCAAACAGCCCGGACAUCGACGGAACACUUGACAGGUACAAGAUUGACAUACCUCAGGCUGUUCAUAUUGGGGUGCUCCUAUCUUCUCUCAUUCAUCAAGCAGUCUUCAGACCGGACGCAUGGAGAUGUGUGCAAAAGAUGCCUCGAUACAACACACCUGUCGCAAGCAAUUGCGAUAGAAUGCGCACCAAUUGGUGGGAUCGAAGUGAAAACACCUACAAUGUUGUAUAGUACCGUCGCUUACCGCUGACCGAUCCACAUUCUUGCUGGAUUUCCAGACGCGGAUGUUCCCUGGAGACGGUCAGGGUCGACGCCGGAGGAUCUCUCAGCAAUGAUAAGUCAGUUGCAACCAAUAGAAGCGUUGCAGCAUGCCUGGUGAGGGUAUGGCGCUGUUGUGGGCGCAGACCUCCUGUUGGAACAGUGGAGUGGCCUGCAUUCCGAAGAUCUCGAUUCCAGAACAACACAUCUCGCCAUGUAUCACGACAAAUCGACGGCAUCACAAGACAUCAGGUCUCUCCAUGCCAUAUCAGUUGUUAGAUGUUGUGCUCAAUGGUACAUACAACGUUGUAGUACCUGACUGCGAAUCAGUCAACCGACAGGGUCAAGAUCCCUUGGGUAUAUCAGGGUACUUUUCUUUUCCUGGGAAUAGAUCGAACCAUGACCAUCCUGACUUGAGAGAUGUGCUAUACAAUGUAUAGGAGGGGUCGAAGAAUACAUAGUAGCACACAUGUCACCUCUGAUAACACACUUGCGCACACUUUGGUUUGGCCAGUCAUCCACCUCUGCAGUGACCGUGCUGACAACAGCGUGACUCUCGGCUCUUGCUCGGACAUCGCGAGCUCUGAUCACUAGGGGUCACUAUUACAGGGACUCGAUCGCUUGAUCUUGAAUCAAUUAAUAACGAUGAAUGUUACAGAGACCC